GCCAUAAAGCAUGAAGGGAACAGUAAGCCAGGCCAGUGGAAACAUUCCAGAGUUGAAAAUCCUCUCUGGAAUAAGCUCACCUACAUGUGGCCGGUCCUUCCCAGCGGCCGACUUAAUGAGGAGUUUGAUUGGCCAAUAGAAGGACUGCUUGUUCCAAACAGCCCUCCCCUGAAGAAACCCAUCUGGAAGACACCGGAGCCAUGCGUGCCCUUGAGACUCAGAGUUUUGCGGAAUGGAGACAAGAAUAAAAACAGAGCCCUUAUUGUAACCAGUCCAGACAUCUCACCUGGGCGGAAAAUGCAGUGCACUGAGACUUUAAAUUUACCUUCUGCAGCUCGGAGGUUGUUCAGUGAAGAAGGUCAGGAAGUCUUUGCCCUGAAAGACCUUCGGAGAGAUGAACUGGUGUAUGUUUCAUGUGGAGAACGUUGGAUCAGUCCUGAGCUAUCCAUUGCUCAGCAAAAGAGGCAAAUCUUCCUGAGGAACUUGGCAUCAGAUGUUUCCAAAAUUCAAACCUUCUGCAGGACACGUAAGACAGAGGCUCUUGUUUUAGAAGUCCAGAGUGACAUUGUUUCUGGAGCCAAGCUUGCUGUGCAGAAACCUGUAGCAGUUUUUGGAGAAGAGAAGCAAAUUAGAGAACCAGCAGAAAAGCAAAUGCAAAAAAAUGCUGUAACAAUGGAAAAUGCUUCCAGCACAAUUCUGGAUUCGCACGCGAGAGCCCAUCUCCAAGUGGAGGCCCGUCACCCCCUUGUCAGGUACGCCUGGCAGGAAACCUCGCGUAGCUGUGGCGAGCAUGACGGUCCUCCAAAGAAAAGGGAAGAAGAGCUCUUUGACAGUGUAGAACCACAGAAGAAACACAGCCGUUCUCCAAGGCAGAGUCAACUGCAGAGGCUUUGCCACCAGCAGUUUGAAUACAGAGACGGGCGAAUUAUAAGCCAGGCGGCUCCUCAGCUAGUCGUGGGGGUGCAAGGUCCUGACCUACAUGCAGGCAUGGAGGUGGUCUUGGUGGAGAAAAAAGCGGAUGAUAGUCGUCAACGCUGGAUGCACAAGGAAGACAGCAGGACCUUUCACCUGGUGAGAGACCCGGAGCUGGUGCUGGCAGUGUCGAUGACCAGCGCUGGGAGAGACCUCUGUGGCUAUCCAGUUAUUGUGCAGAAGUAUAAACCAUAUAAGAACGGGGCUUCCAAUCAGAAGUGGAAGUACGUGGAAAGGACGAAAGCUCUCGUGGCCUUUCAUAGCACUCCCCUGGACAAGGAGACCACAGCGGCACAUUAUGCUGGUGUCUGCACAUCCUCUGUGAUCAAAGGGGAAAACGUCCAUCAGCCAGGAUACUAUUAUCUCUCAUCCGCUGGAAAGAAAAAAAUGAUGCUCUGCUUGGCAUGUGGACAAUCCAGGCAAGCAGAGAAGGGACUGAAACAGUUGCUUCCUGGGCUGCCGUUCCUCUGUGCCUCAGGAUCCCAGACCCAGAAGCCCUUCUCACGAGGGCCUUUCAAGGUCAUCAAGGUGGCUGAGGCUGAUUUAUCUUCUUACGAGGCUGAGAAAACUCUAAGUUAUUAUGAAGACCGUCUAUUAUCUUUACGGAUGAAGACCCGCACACAAGUGGUAUCUCAUAGUGGUAUGGCAGCUACGCACCAGAAGGCACUGAAAAUAAUUGCAUACAAAAACGGAGAUGGAUAUCGAAAUGGGAAGUUAAUUGUGGCUGGAACAUUCCCCAUGCUUCUUACAGAAUGCACGGAACGGCUCGGUCUUGCCAGAGCAGCCUCCAAAGUGUUCACCCAAGACGGAACUGCAGUCCAUUCCUUGCUCGAUUUGAUUUUAUGGGCUCUCGACAAACCUUUUAUCCAGAGAGACUCUGAGGAACCCAAGGAAGAGGCAGUCCCUGUUGGAACAGAAGAGACAGCAGUUAAAAAAAACCCAAGAAUGAAAGUGAAAACCAAGUUGUUUCCCCCGUCUGUGCCAUCCGAUAUUGUGGACAGUGUAGAUAAGUCUUCCCUCGCUCUCGUCCUCAGAGAUCCUAUUGCCGUCUGGGUGUCUUGUGGGGAACCAUUUCUAUCUCCGAGCGCUUUGCAGAAAGCAGAAAAACUAGAAAAACAGAACUGGCUAAAAAAGGACAAAAUUUUGGCUGAUCUAGACACCAUGAAACACAGAAUGAGACAGUUAAGAGGGCGGCGAGAAGCAGCAUGUCAGCCGGCCACCAUGGUUCCCAACAGAAGCCCUGUGCGGCCGGUGGUGGUGGAAGGAGGCUGGGCUGAGCAGACUCAAGAGGAAAUUAAACUCAUGGAACUUAUAAGACAUUCAGAGGCACACCUUUCUGAAGUCCAGGAACUGCAACACGAGACAAAUCCUCCAAUUGCAACUACACGUGUGGCACUCAAGCAGAGCCGCCUGUAUAAGCAACCCAACGCCAAACGAGUAUGGCUCUAUCUGAAUGGGGGCAGACCCGAAGACGGCACUUAUGCCUGGGGCAGAACUAUUCCAGAGCUGCUGGAUGACUGCUCCUCUCGCCUCAGAACGGCCCAGCCAGCCAGGACACUGUACACCCCAGACGGAGAGCCACUUCACUCGUGGGACGACAUAAAGCGAGACAUGGUCAUCUGUGUGUCCACAGGACACGGCUUUAUCACCCAAGAAGAGCUAAAGCAACGGAUGGAGGUCAGAGCAAAUUAUGCCAGAAUCCGAAGGCAGCAUGGCCCUCAAGCCACAGACGUUGUGGUGUUGCCGUCGGCGAAGCUGCCCUCUCCGGAAAGAAAACUUUCUUCACCUACUUGUAAACAGAAGACUGUGACAGAAAGGCCAAUUAUUUAGAUUGCUGAAGACUGAAUUUAAGAAAAUCCACUUCUAUAAAAAAAAGUCUGUGUAGUUUAUUUAAAAUUUUAUUGCUAAAAUUUAUCCUUCAAAAUAACUGGGUUUUUCAUGGGCAGAUUUUGAAGAAUUACCAACAGUGAUAAAUCAGCUACAGAUUAUCUGUAAAUUCAUAACAAGACACAGCAUAAUCAAGGGCCAUGUCUCUGCGUUUCAUUUCCGUCAGCUGUUCAGGAGCUGCAAUCCUCAGAGUCAAGUCAAAUCCAGCUACAGUGGGAUAGUCCCUUCUGCCUUUCAGAGGGAAGAAUCACUUCUCAAAAUCGUGCAAAUGAAAUAAACGUCGUGGUUUAAACUUGGCAUCUUGUAGUCUUAAAAUGUAUCUUUCAUGAUUUUACAUUUUGGUUUCAAAUGCCAGGUUUGAAGAAACAUCCAAAAAUUAUGAGAAGUUACUUAUAAAUGAAUUGACAACAUUCAAAACAUUAAAAGACUAUUGUAAAGGAGUUCUCAAACAAUUUGGUUCAUAUACUCCUUUGAGAAUCUUUUGAAA
This is a messenger RNA of Ceratotherium simum simum (southern white rhinoceros), 3346 nucleotides long. The record is from RefSeq and is a predicted model, not a curated record. NCBI's taxonomy places the organism in Eukaryota, Metazoa, Chordata, Mammalia, Perissodactyla, Rhinocerotidae.